Molecule: messenger RNA, 867 nt
Organism: Epithele typhae
Lineage: Eukaryota; Fungi; Basidiomycota; Agaricomycetes; Polyporales; Epitheliaceae
Exons: 4
Coding region: 1-867 (288 amino acids)
Molecular function (GO): oxidoreductase activity
Source: RefSeq, a predicted model, not a curated record
AUGUCCGCGCCCAAAGUUUGGUUCAUCACGGGCGCAUCCUCCGGGUUCGGCCUCGAGAUGGCGCGGAGCGCGCUCGCGCACGGCGACCGCGUCGUCGCGACGCUCCGCGACCCCGCCGCGCUCUCCGCGUUCGCGACGCGGCACGCGCCCGCCGCGCUCGUCGUCCUCCCGCUCGACGUGACCGCGCCGGGGGCGGUGCGCGCGGCGUUCCGCGCGGCGCUGCAGGCGUUCGGGCGCGUCGACGUCGUGUUCGCGAACGCGGGCGCGGUCGUCGCGGGCGAGGUCGAGAGCGUCGAGGGCGCGCGGGCGCGGGGGAUGUUCGAGACGAACUUCUGGGGUGCGGCGGAGGUGCUGUGCGAGGCGGUGCGCGUGUUCCGGGAGGAGAACGUGCCGCGGGGCGGGAGGCUGAUCGUGAACAGCGCGGGGGCGGGGGUGGUGGGGUACCCGCUCCUUGGCUGGUAUUGCGCGUCGAAGCACGCACUCGAAGGCCUCACGGAGACACUGGCGAAGGAGGUGCACCCGGAUUGGAACAUCAAGAUUACGCUCGUCGAGGCCGGCGCGUUCUCGACCGAGCCCGCGGCGAAGCGGGUGCUCGCGCCGCGGCAUCCGGCGUACACCGACCCGGCGCUGCGGACAUCCGCCGUGCGCGCCGCGUUCGAGGACCCGGCGGCGGCGACCGCGUACCCGCAGUCGGACACGGCGAAGGGCGUAGAGAGACUCUACGCGCUGAGCGAGCUCGCGGCGCCGCCACUGCGCUUGCCGCUUGGACCGGAUGGCGUUGAGUUCGUGCGGGCGCACAUUCGGGAGAUGCAGCGGGACGUGGAGGAGUAUGCGGGGUGGUCGGAGGGCCUGGAAACGGAUACGUAG